This is a messenger RNA of Toxorhynchites rutilus septentrionalis, 2442 nucleotides long. RefSeq lists its product as uncharacterized. The transcript is spliced from 2 exons. Gene Ontology annotation, biological process: DNA integration. The record is from RefSeq and is a predicted model, not a curated record. Lineage: Eukaryota; Metazoa; Arthropoda; Insecta; Diptera; Culicidae. Bases 1 to 2442 code for a protein of 813 amino acids. Gene Ontology annotation, molecular function: nucleic acid binding.
AUGUUGUAUCUAACACAAGACGAAUUGAAGAAAGCGAAGAACACACUGAUGAAGAUGGUGCAGUGGCAAGCAUAUCCGGAAGAGAUGGUCACAUUGUCGAGGGGACAAGCGGAACUAGCGAAGUCAAGUAAUCUGUAUCAGAACACUCCAACAGUGGAUGAAUACGGGGUGCUACGGAUUGACGGAAGAAUUGGCGCUGCUUCGCACAUUCGAUUCGACACUAGAGCGACUGCAGACACCUACAAAGCUCUUCAACUUCACAUCUUCGUCGACGCGAGUGAAGCCGCGUUUUCCGCCGUAGCCUACUUCAGAACGGCCAAAUUUGAGAGUGAAGCUGAGUGCUCGUUGGUUGCUGCAAAAACAAAGGUUGCGCCACUGAAACCGCUCUCGAUUCCGCGUUUGGAGCUGCAAGCAGCGGUCUUGGGGAGCCGUUUAAUGACAACCGUCUUGGAGAGUCACACCGUUGAAGUGAAGCGAUGCGUUCUCUGGAGUGAUUCCGCAACGGUACUGGCCUGGUUACGGGCCGAUCAUCGUCGUUAUAAGCAAUAUGUGGCGUGUCGCGUUGGAGAACUGCUAUCAAUAACUGAGGUUGCACAGUGGCGCUGGGUCCCCAGUAAAUUAAAUCCCGCGGAUGCGGCUACGAAAUGGGGCAAGAAUCCGUGUCCUGGAACUGGUGACGUCUGGUUUAAAGGCCCGGAAUUCCUUCAACAACCCGAGGAGAACUGGCCCAAGCAGACAACAACUUCUAUUCCUCCAGAAGAGGAGCUCCGACCAUGCUACAUAAUACAACAAUCGCUUCUCCCUGAAGCUAUCGUGGAGUUUACACGCUUCUCUAAAUGGCGUCGUCUCCUGGGAGCAAUAGCGUACGUACACCGCUUCAUUGACAACUGUAGACGCCGAUGUAGAGGAGAAGAGGCAGAAAUGUUGUAUCUAACACAAGACGAAUUGAAGAAAGCGAAGAACACACUGAUGAAGAUGGUGCAGUGGCAAGCAUAUCCGGAAGAGAUGGUCACAUUGUCGAGGGGACAAGCGGAACUAGCGAAGUCAAGUAAUCUGUAUCAGAACACUCCAACAGUGGAUGAAUACGGGGUGCUACGGAUUGACGGAAGAAUUGGCGCUGCUUCGCACAUUCGAUUCGACACUAGGUAUCCGGUAAUCCUCCCAAGGAAACAUUUUGUUACCGAACUGAUCGUAGAUUACUUCCAUCGUGCUUUCGGUCACGCUAAUUUUGAAACCGUGGUGAAUGAAAUCCGGCAAUUCUAUCACAUCUCUCGACUGCGGACAGUUGUGAAGCAGAUUGCUGCUGCGUGUCAGUGGUGCAAAUUGAUGAAGGCGAAACCGACUGUUCCACGAAUGGCACCACUCCCAGUGGCUCGAUUAGCAUCGUUCACACGACCAUUUACUCACACCGGUAUUGAUUUGUUCGGACCGCUGUUUGUGAAAGUUGGAAGAAGCGCAGUUAAACGUUGGGUUUGCUUGUUCACUUGCUUGACUACUCGUGCAGUUCAUGUUGAGGUUGCCUACAGCCUUUCUACGCCAUCCACUGUGAAAUGCAUCACACGCUUCGUUAAUCGUCGCGGCUCACCGGCAGAGAUUUACACAGACAACGGCACGAACUUUACGGGCGCCGAUCGACUGCUCAGGAAAAUGAUUGACAAAAUAAAUGGGGAAUUGGCAGAAACGUUCACGAACACGAAUACAAAGUGGGUCUUCAUACCUCCAUCGGCACCCCACAUGGGCGGAUCCUGGGAAAGGAUGGUGAGAUCGAUUAAGACAGCUAUGGAGACUGCGUACUGCAACGACCGGAAGCUGGAUGAUGAGGGUUUGGUUACGCUGGUUGUCGCGGCCGAGGCUAUUGUUAACAGCCGACCGCUCACAUAUUUGCCCUUGGAUGCAGACGAAGGAGAGGCUCUCACGCCAAACCACUUCCUCCUGGGAAGUUCCAACGGAGUACACCAGCCGUCAACAGAAUUUACUGAUUCUUCGCUGGUGGUCAAAAGCUCCUGGUAUCAGAUUCAACACCAACUGGAUAUUUUUUGGAAGCGUUGGAUCCGGGAAUACCUCCCUACGUUGACCAAACGAACGAAAUGGUUUGGCGAAACGAAACCUUUAGCCAUAGGAAAUCUGGUUCUUAUAGUGGAGGAGACAAGAAGGAAUGGAUGGGUGCGUGGACGUGUCCUGGAGGUCGUAGCUGGAAAGGACGGAAGAGUCCGGCAAGCUGUAGUUCAGACUGCGAGGGGGAUUCUGCGUAGGCCAGUAUCAAAGUUGGCAGUGUUGGAGGUUGAGACUGGUGGUAAAACUGACUCCGGUGGCCAGUGUUACGGGGGGGAGGAUGUUGCGGAUGGGAACCCUGCUCCGCAGCACCCGUUUCGGGUCGAUGAGGUAACGAAAAUGACAGAUGAUGAACGGAUAAAAAGUCAGAAACAGGAACAAAAGAAGUGA